AUGGAUGAUUUUAUGGAUAAUAAAGGUAAUAAAAAUAUUGCAAUUUCACAAUUAACUGAAUUACAAGAACUAUGGAUUGUUGAAUGUGGUAUUAAGGAGAUACCAUCUUUUAAAGAAAAUUGUUUAUUAAAAAAACUUUAUCUAUAUUCCAAUGAAAUAUCUUAUAUACCAAAUUUAGAAACUUGUUCUCAUUUGAAUAUUUUACAUCUAUCAGGAAACAAUAUACAAAAACUUGAGAAUUUAGAUACAUUAACGUGGUUACAAGAGCUUAAUUUAGCUAAUAAUAAAUUGGAAAGAAUAAAUAAAAUAUCCUGGAGAAAAUCUGAAUUAUGUAAUUUAAAUCUAUCAGGAAAUCCUUUAUGCAUUAUAAAAGACAUAAAAUAUUUGGCACAAUUGCAAAAAUUAGAUUCAUUAGUAUUUGCAGAUCCAUUAUAUGGAAAUUGUCCUUUGAUUUUGCAACAACAAUUGUUAAUUAAUAUAAAUUAUUGUGGGAAUAUAAAUUUUGUUGAAUAUAAUACUGCUUCAGAAAACACAGUUAUUCAAUUAUGUAAACAAUUUUUACAAGCAUCAUUGUGUUCAGUUAUAAAAAAUGGCAUAGGUAUAACAGAUUUAAGAUUGCAUAAGGUAACAAAAAUAAGUAGUAAAGAAAUUGAUUUGUUAAAUAUUACUAAAAAUAAAAGUUUACAAUCAGAUGAAUGCAAUAUGAUUUUAAGAAUUUUAGCUAUACCCGGAAUAACAGAUAUUCAAAAAUGGCCUUUUAGCUUUCUUCAAAAUGACUUAUUUAGUAAAGAAGAAAUAACAGUAACUAAUUGUUUGGCAGCAGCAGAUUGUAAUUGGUUAAAUAAAGUAUUUCCUAAAAAGAAAAAUAAUAAUGCUCUAAGUCUUUACAAUAUUUAUGAAAGAAGUCGUGUUUGUGUGCUCAUACAAACACCAAUUUCUAAUUCUAUUGAAAAGUAA
Apis cerana (Asiatic honeybee) is the source of this 957-nucleotide messenger RNA. Its product is annotated as leucine-rich repeat-containing protein 9-like. The record is from RefSeq and is a predicted model, not a curated record. NCBI's taxonomy places the organism in Eukaryota, Metazoa, Arthropoda, Insecta, Hymenoptera, Apidae. Gene Ontology annotation, molecular function: protein binding.